Messenger RNA from Cucurbita moschata (crookneck pumpkin), 692 nucleotides. RefSeq lists its product as uncharacterized. Gene Ontology annotation, molecular function: structural constituent of ribosome. Bases 22 to 324 code for a protein of 100 amino acids. Gene Ontology annotation, cellular component: ribosome. The transcript has 3 exons. The record is from RefSeq and is a predicted model, not a curated record. Gene Ontology annotation, biological process: translation. NCBI's taxonomy places the organism in Eukaryota, Viridiplantae, Streptophyta, Magnoliopsida, Cucurbitales, Cucurbitaceae.
CCGAGUCCAAGGGAUUUGGCCAUGAAAGUACGUGCUUCAGUGAAGAAGAUGUGCGAGUUUUGUAGGACAGUGAAGCGUCGAGGUCGAGUGUAUGUAUACUGCUCAUCCAAUCCCAAACACAAGCAACGCCAGGGCCUAUCAACAUCUGCUAGUGAAAAACCUUCUCCCCACCUGUUCCCAAGUAGUGAGGUGAAGCAAGAGAUUCUUCCCAGUCAUAGCUCACGAACAGGUCUGGCUUCUCUCCUCCCCCAAAAGCAUGAGCCAACAAUGUUGAUUGGUUGGAGAAUGGGUCUAGCUUCAAUCCUGUUGAAGAAACACAAUUAGCUGAAGUCCACGAUUACAAACAUCUCGAUUUCUGCGGGCCACGAAAAUUUCUACAAUUUGAUUCUGCUCCUUCUAACAAGAAAAAAGCUCUGCUGCUCUGAGUUUUGUUCUGUUUGAGUUGGUUCUGAUAUUUAGAAUGGCAGGACGAGCUGUUACAUUGAGCCGGCGAUCAUUUUCAUUUUCAGCUUCUGAAAAGUGGCGGCAGAACUGAACUGCGCCCUGUAUUAUGUUGGAGAUUAGAACAUGACUUGCAAUCCUUAAUUUCCUUCUAAAUAAUCCUCAAAUCCAUCAACAUAUGAUGAAUCAAGUUGUAUGCUAACAAGUUAAGAAAAGUUUGAAUUCUAUUUUAGUUUCAUUUUCCAUAUCUA